AUGGAUGAUAUAGAGGUUCGGUGCAGUGGAACAGAGUUUAAUAAACGUAUUCAAGCAUUUGAAUUACCGCAGGAAGGGGAGAUCCACGAAGUGGAGAUCUUGGACCUUGGUAACGCUGAUUUUGAAGAUUCUUCACCAAGUCAGUCUUCGACAAAUCCAAAUAAAAGUUUGGAUACGGAAGUGGCUGACAGAACUGUUAACUGGAAGACUGUUGGACUGCGAUUUGGACAAAUUCGCUCUAAGAACACCACCGAAGAGGGAUUGUACAUAGCCGGUGUCAAACAGAAUAGCCCAGGAACAGAAAGUCUUAUGCGAGGUGAUCGAAUUCUGGCAAUCGAAGGAAUUGUCUUUGACAAGCAGACCUUAAAUGCAUUGAACGGGGAUGCUCAGAUGGCUGAGGAUGUCUAUAGAUCGGUUUCAGCGGCCAUUACAACCCUGUAUGAGGUCGCAACUAGCGUUCUCGAUGCCUGGAUAAGGAAAAGAUGGUUUAAUCAGCCAGAUGGUCGACGCAGACCAAUCCAUCUCACUAUUUCUCGAAGCCCUUUAAAGGCGAAACCAGUCACCUCCGUGGCCGAGUCAGAUUACAUGGCAGUGCUUUCUAACCCACAUUAUGGACCGCUGGUGGAGUACCCUCAAGCCAUGCAAUACGAGACCGAUAGCUAUGGCUCCUUCGCACAGCCUGAAGAGGAACUGAUGGAGAUAGAGAUGAUAGACUUCCCGAGGACGGGCUUUGGAAUUGGUGCUUUUUUGACUCCAGGUGCGAACGGUCUGGGCGCGCGUGUGGAGCGUCUGGCCGAAGGCGAACUUGCCCAACUGGUGAGUCUAUUUCCAUUUUCUCCAUACGGAUCUUUGUCCUCUUUGCUGAAGGAUGGUCGUCUGCAAGUAGGUGACAGUAUUCUCUACAUAAAUGAGAAACCGGUGAUGAACAGAGCAUUCAAGGACGUGCUUCGAGUUUACCGUCGCGCCUCAUCAAAAGCGGAAUCCGGUAUAGCCGCGUUGCCCUAUUCUCCUCUGCGACCCAUUCGACUAAUCGUCUCACGAUCAGUGAAGAACUGCGGUAGUUCCUCGCUGCCAACUUCAACGCACUCGACAACUGUGCCACAAAGCUCAGUUCUGCUUGAAGCCGCAAAACUUGCGGCUGAUGUGAGGGAGGGGAGUAAGAGUCAAUCUGUUUCAAUGGCCACACCCACUACGACCAGUCCAGAUGCAGUCCAAUUCCAUGAAGUGAAUGUGGACAAUCAGAUGGGCGGAGGAGUUCUUAUUGAAGAAGCAGUCUCCGAUCCCGUUUCAGGAAAUAUAGAAACCUUGGAUUCGCCUCAACUGAGUGUUGAUGAGAAGAAUCCGGACAAAGCAGCGACACCUCCCAAAGUUGGAGAGUACACUCUCCCCUCUGCAAAUGCUCCUCUUGGAAUAUCGGUGGAGACGCUGGCUAGCAUUGACAAGAUGGGUCGACAGACAGACUUCAGACACCGGAUCGUCGAAGUACACAGCGACGGUGUUGUCGCUACACAAACCGAGUUAAAACCAAUGGACGAAGUUUUGGAGGUCAGCGGUUUAGCUGUAGUGGGGAAAGAUAGCAAUUUCCUGGCUAUCACCUUGCAAAAGCCGCCAAUCUCAGGAUACUUAGUAUGCAGCCGAUCACCGGAGAGCAUCUCCGAUCAGGCACAAUUUGAGCCUACCUCCAGUGGGGACAAGAUGUCGGUCAUCCUUAGGAAGUCGAGUACUGAGAUCGUUCAAAGUGACACCGCCGCAAAUGACCUUGAAACAAGCAAUGAGAGGGCUGAGGCUGUGUCAAGCUCUGGCAGUAGGAUCUCCAAACUCAGACGGAAAUUUGAGGCGUCUUCACAAGAAAUGACUUCAACACAACCGAAGGUGUUGGUAGGAGAGAAGCCGACAGACACUGGAUCCAAUCAUAAAACGGCCACCCACCUGCGGGAGCUCCAUGCCGAGACGCUUGGCUCUUCAGACGCUUCGUUCAAUUUGGCCAACGAUUCAAUCGAAAUCGUCAUUAAUAAGGUGAAAGGCGAACUAAUCGACCAAACCCAGGAAAGUUUCUGGCUUCCUGUCCAUGUAGGCGUGACGUUGGGUGAGAAGGACGACACAAGUGGAGGUUUCACAGUGACGGACAUCGCUCCAAACGGAGCUCUGCGCCGCACACUCAGUUCCGUCGCUGUCUACCGCAAGGUGCACUUCAACGUAGGUGACGUGGUGACGGAGCUCAACGGCAAACACCUCCGCCACGCUACCGUCUUUGGUGUCCAAAGCCUCCUAUGGACCAUGUUCUCCCUAGAGGGCAACGUUAGGUGUGUGUGCGUGUGUGAUGACAUCGAACCGCCGCCUACUGUUAAUGCGUUAAAAACCUCAAACAUGCAGCCUACAAUUAAGCAAAAUUGUUACUAA
Messenger RNA from Hydatigera taeniaeformis, 2400 nucleotides. Lineage: Eukaryota; Metazoa; Platyhelminthes; Cestoda; Cyclophyllidea; Taeniidae. The record is from the annotation of a GenBank genome assembly.